Molecule: messenger RNA, 2559 nt
Organism: Arachis stenosperma
Lineage: Eukaryota; Viridiplantae; Streptophyta; Magnoliopsida; Fabales; Fabaceae
Product: G-type lectin S-receptor-like serine/threonine-protein kinase At4g27290
Exons: 8
Coding region: 80-2485 (801 amino acids)
Biological process (GO): recognition of pollen; protein phosphorylation
Molecular function (GO): ATP binding; protein serine/threonine kinase activity
Source: RefSeq, a predicted model, not a curated record
GAUCAAUCGUUCUUUCUGGACUAUCAUUGUUUACACAUUAGUUAUUGCCACUCCCUUCUUUCAUCAUGAAUCCAAUGCAAUGAACACUUCCAUGAUUACCCCAAACCUAUGCCUUGGUGACGGCAAGACCAUAGUUUCCAAAGAUAAAGGAACCUUUGAACUUGGCUUCUUCACAAAAUCCAACAAACGCUACCUUGGAAUUUGGUACGCCAACAUCACAAUCCAAACCAUUGUGUGGGUGGCGAACGGUGCCAACCCCAUCAACGAUUAUUCCCCUGUUACCCCUCCCAUUUUAGAACUUAAAAGCAAUGGAAGCUUGGUUCUUACUCACAAGAACGUUCUUGUAUGGCAAACAAUCAGCAGUUCCCCGGCAACCGCAGUGCGGAAUCCGGUGGCGGAGCUUCUUGAUUCCGGCAAUCUUGUGAUAAGAGAGGAGAAUGAUACAAACCCACAACGCUAUUUGUGGCAGAGCUUUGACUACCCUUCAAAUACAAUGUUGGCAGGGAUGAAACUGGGAUGGGACAUUAGAAGAAAUUUCAACAGGAAGAUCACAGCCUGGAAGAGUGAUGAUAAUCCAGCACCAGGUGACUUUUCUUGGAGUGUUAUGCGGUACAACUACCCUGAAGUGUAUAUGACGAAGAGAAGAAGAAAGAUGUACAGAAUUGGACCCUGGAACGGGUUGCGUUUCAGUGGCAUGCCAGAACUGAGAUCCAAUCCAAUCUUUAAUUUCAACUUCGUCUCCACUGCUGAAGAAGUUUACUACACAUGGACCCUCAAGGACCCUUCUCUAACAACCAUCGCAGUCCUUAACCAGAGCGCGGGCGGCCGCCCUCGCUACGUUUGGUCGGAGGCCGAUGAAUCGUGGAGGACUUAUUCAACUUUGCCAGGGGACUAUUGUGAUACCUAUGGACUGUGUGGUCCUAAUGGAUAUUGUAGCAUAACUGCAUCACCAGUGUGUGAGUGUUUGAAAGGGUUUAAGCCCAAGUUUCCCAAAAAGUGGAACUCAAUGGAUUGGUCCCAAGGAUGUGAAAGAAACCAUCCAAUAAGGUGCAAUAGUAAUGGUACCAAUGAGGAUGGUGAUGGGUUUGUGCUUUUGCAGGGAUUGAAAGUGCCAGAUACUGAAUAUACUUUGGUGUAUAAGGAUAUUGAUUUGAAUAAAUGUAGAGGCAUGUGCUUGGAAAAUUGUUCAUGCAUGGCUUAUACAAACUCAGAUAUAAGAGGAGGUGGUCAAGGCUGUGUCAUGUGGUUUCAUGAUUUAAUUGAUAUCAAACUGUUUCCUGAUGGUGGACAGGAACUAUACGUCCGACUGCGUGCUUCUGACUUGGGUGCUGAGCAUACACAAAAGAGAAUGAAAAUAAUAGUUGGAACCGCUAUUGCCGCAGCACUUAUUUCGGUAACUACUUAUUCUGCCUACAGAUUCAGGAAAAAGAUUGCAGAAAAGUCAUCGAAGGUAGAAGAUAAUUAUGAAAGUUAUGUAGAUGAUUUGGAUCUUCCAUUGCUUAAUUAUUCAGCAAUUAUGGUUGCUAGUAAUAACUUCUCAGUGAAGAAUAAGAUUGGAGAAGGUGGUUUUGGACCAGUAUAUUUGGGAAAAUUAGCAAAUGAACAGGAAGUUGCUAUAAAGAGACUAUCAAAGAGUUCAAUACAAGGAUUUUCUGAGUUCAUAAAUGAAGUUAAACUAAUUGCAAAACUUCAACAUCGAAAUCUUGUAAAACUUAUUGGUUGUUGCAUUCAAGGACAAGAGAAGAUGCUAGUUUAUGAAUACAUGACCAACGGUAGCUUAGAUUACUUCAUUUUCGAUCAUAGCAAAGGAAAAUUGCUAAACUGGCAAAAGCGCAGUCACAUAAUAGGUGGAAUUGCUAGAGGCCUUAUGUAUCUUCAUCACGAUUCUCGACUGAGGAUUGUACAUAGAGAUCUCAAAGCGAGUAAUAUUUUACUUGAUGAUAAUUUAAGUUCAAAAAUAUCAGAUUUUGGAAUGGCUAGACUUUUUAGAGGAGAGCAAAACGAAGAAAGUACAAAUAAAAUUGUUGGGACUUUUGGAUACAUGGCACCAGAGUAUGUCCUUGAUGGAUUAUUUUCGGUAAAAUCUGAUGUUUACAGUUUUGGCGUUUUAUUGCUAGAGAUUAUAAGUGGGAAAAAGAAUAGAAGAUCUCAUGCAAAGCAAUCAUCCCUUAACCUCAUUGAUCAUACAUGGGCACUGUGGAAAAUGGGCAAUGCUUUCCAAAUAAUUGACCCAAACAUUGAAGACUCAUGCAUUGAAUCUGAAGUAUUGCGUUUCAUCCAUAUUGCUCUAUUGUGCGUACAACAUUGUCCAGAAGAUAGACCUAAUAUGACCUCAGUAGUUCUAAUGUUAAGUAGUGAGAUGGAAUUGGAUCAGCCUAAAGAGCCUGGUUUUUUCACUAGGAGGGAAAAUGUUGAAGCAAAUUCAUGCACAAGCUACCCAAGUUCAAAUAAUGAAAUUAGCAUAACCUUAUUAACUAGCAGGUAAAAACCAAAGUUAUAAAAUAAUGUAUGUAUAUAUGCCUAGGAUCAAAGUGUAUCUAACUUUAAGAAAUUGUUAUG